This is a messenger RNA of Felis catus (domestic cat), 5144 nucleotides long. It is a transcript of the gene ABCC3, whose product is annotated as ATP binding cassette subfamily C member 3. Lineage: Eukaryota; Metazoa; Chordata; Mammalia; Carnivora; Felidae. Gene Ontology annotation, molecular function: ATP hydrolysis activity; ATP binding; ABC-type transporter activity. Gene Ontology annotation, biological process: transmembrane transport. The record is from RefSeq and is a predicted model, not a curated record. Gene Ontology annotation, cellular component: membrane.
GCGCGGGGAGGGGCAGAGGCGGCUCCGGGGCGCUGCGGAGGUCCCACUUGGGCAGGCUACCCGCCUUCGCCUCCUGGCCGCGGAGCCUCGACCCCAUGGACACCCUGUGCGGCUCCAAGUUCUGGGACGCCAAUCUGUCCGUGUACAGCGACGACCCGGACCUCACUCCCUGUUUCCAGAACUCCCUGCUGGCCUGGGUCCCCUGCAUCUACCUGGGGGCCGCCCUGCCCUGCUACCUCUUCCAUCUGCGGCACCAUCACCGAGGCUCCGUUAUCCUCUCCCACCUCUCCAGGCUCAAGACGGCCUUGGGCGUCCUGCUGUGGUGCACCUCCUGGGCUGACCUCUUCUACGCCUUCCAUGGCCUGGUCCACGGCUGGGCCCCCGCCCCCAUCUUCUUUGUCACCCCGUUGCUGAUGGGGGUCACCGUGCGGCUGGCCACUCUGCUAAUCCAGCAUGAGCAGCUGCAGGGGGUACAGUCCCCAGGAGUCCUCAUCAUCUUCUGGUUCCUGUGCGUGGUGUGUGCCAUUGUCCCCUUCCGCUCCAAGAUCCUGUCAGCCGUGGCAAAGGGCAAGACCUCAGACCCCUUCCGCUUCGCCACCUUCUACAUCUACUUCGCCCUGGUCUGCUCCAGGGAGCAGCCGCCAUUUUUCUCCCCAAAGAAUGUCGACCCUAACCCCUCCCCAGAGGUCAGCGCUGGCUUCUUCUCCCGCCUGUCUUUCUGGUGGUUCACGAAGAUGGCCAUCCUUGGCUACCGGCGCCCCCUGGAGGAGCAGGACCUCUGGUCCCUGACCGAGGAGGACUGCUCGCAGGGUGUGGACAGGCUGACAGAGGCUUGGAAGAAGCAGCAGAAGCAGGCAGCGCGACACAGGGCCGCGGUGGCAUCUGGGAAGAGUGUGUCCGGUGAGGAUGUGGUGCUGCUCGGGGGCCGGCCCAGGCCCCGGGAGCCAUCCUUCCCGCGGGCCGUGCUGGCCACCUGUGGUUCCGGCAUCUUCACGAGCAUCUGCUUCAAGUUGACCCAGGACCUGCUCUCCUUCGUCAAUCCGCAGCUGCUCAGCAUCCUGAUCAGGUUUAUUUCAAACCCCGUGGCCCCCACCUGGUGGGGUUUCCCGGUGGCCGGGCUGAUGUUUGCGUGCUCUGUGACUCUGCUCUCACAACAGUGUCUCCACUGUAUCUAUGUGAUGGUGUUGAGGCUUCGUUCGGCGAUCACAGGUGUCAUCUAUAGGAAGGUCCGCUGGAACAGGGUGCCGGGGGGCCUGGGUGUGAGUCUGACUCUCCUUGGCUGGCCGGCUGUAGUCGCCUUCCUGUGCCUCUGUCCGUCUGUGGGGGUCUGUGCACAUUCUUUAGGUAUUUGUCUUAUCGAUCCACCCAUGCCUCCUCAGAACCUGGGUCCUUCCAUCUUGGCUGGGGUGGCUUUAAUCGUCUUGCUGGUCCCACUCAACGGAGCUGUGGCCGUGAAGAUGCGUGCCUUACAGGUAGGUCAAAUGAAGUUCAAGGACUCGCGCACCAAACUGAUGAGUGAGAUCCUGGGUGGCUUCAAGGUGCUGAAGCUGUAUGCCUGGGAACCCGUUUUCUUGGGGAAGGUGGAGGGCAUCCGGGAGGACGAGCUCCGGAUACUACGCCAGUCUGCCUACCUCCAAGCCAUAUCCACGUUCACCUGGGUCUGCACCCCCUUCCUGGUGACCCUGAUUGCCCUUGGGGUCUAUGUGUCCGUGGACCAGAACAACGUGCCUGAUGCCGAGAAGGCCUUUGUGUCUGUGUCCCUGUUCAAUAUUUUAAAGACCCCCCAGAACCUGCUGCCCCAGAUAAUCAGCGGCCUGGUCCAGAUCAGUUUGUCUCUGAAACGGAUCCAGCAUUUCCUGAGCCAAGAUGAACUUGACCCCCACUGUGUGGAAAGAAAGACCAUCACCCCAGGUGAGAGGUUGGGGAAGGAAAUCCCAAUCCCUACCUCUGACUGGGUUCCUGGACUCCUUGCCCUCAGUCUAGACAUCCAGGUGCCGAAAGGGGCACUGGCGGCUGUGGUGGGGCCUGUGGGCUGUGGGAAGUCCUCCCUGGUGUCUGCCCUGCUGGGAGAGAUGGAGAAACUGGAAGGCACGGUGUGUGAGAAGGGCUCUGUGGCCUACGUGCCCCAGCAGGCACGGAUCCAGAAUUGCACUCUUCAGGAAGACAUACUGUUUGGCCACGCCCUGGACCCCAAGCGGUACCAACAGGCUCUGGAAGCCUGUGCCUUGCUAGCUGACCUGGAGAUGCUGCCUGCCGGGGACCAGAUGGAGAUUGGAGAGAAGGGCAUUCACCUGUCUGGGGGCCAGCGACGGCGGGUGAGUCUGGCCUGAGCUGUUUACAGGGAAGCUGACCUUUUUAUGUUGGAUGACCCACUGUCAGCUGUGGACUCCCAUGUGGCCAAGCAUCUCUUUGACCAAGUCAUAGGGCCCGAAGGCGUGCUGGCAGGCAACACACGGGUGCUGGUGACACACAGCAUCAACUUCCUGCCCCAGAUGGACUUCAUCACAGUGCUGGCUGACGGGCAGGUGUCUGAGGCGGGCCCCUACCCAGCCCUGCUGCAGCACAGCGGCUCCUUUGCCAACUUCCUCUGCAACUACGCACCUGACAAGCCCGAGAAGAACCUGAAGGAAGGCAGCAGGACCGCCUUGGAGGACACAGACGAGGAGGAGGUGCUGCUGAUUGAGGACACGCUGAGCAAUCACACAGGCCUGACGGAUAACGAGCCAGUCAUGUAUGAGGUCCAGAGGCAGUUUAUGAGACAGCUGAGUGUCAUGUCCUCGGAAGGCAAGGGCCAGGGCCGGCCUGUGCCCCAGAGACGCCCAGGUUCAACAGAGAAGGUAGCGCAGGCAGCAGAGGUGAAGGCGAGCGGGGCACUGAUCCAGGAGGAGAAGGUGGAGAUAGGGCAGGUGAAGCUGAGUGUGUUCUGGGAUUAUGCCAAGGGCAUGGGGCUCUAUACCAUAGUGGCCAUCUGUCUUCUGUACCUGGGUCAUAGUGCGGCUGCCAUUGGGGCCAGCGUGUGGCUCAGUGCCUGGAGCGAUGAGGCUAUGGUGGAUGGCCGACAGAAUAACACCUCCGUGAGGCUGGGUGUCUGUGCUGCCUUGGGAGUUCUGCAAGGGCUCCUGGUGAUGGUAUCAGCCAUCACGCUGAUGGUGGGGAGUGUCCACGCUGCACGCUCGCUUCACCAGGUGCUGCUGCACAACAGGAUGCGCUCGCCACAGUCCUUCUUCCAGACGCCCUCAGGCCGGAUCCUCCUCAACCGGUUCUCUAAGGACAUCUACGUCAUCGAUGAGGUUCUGGCCCCCACCAUCCUCAUGCCGCUGAAUUCCUUCCACAACUCCAUCUCCGCCUUCGUGGUCAUCAUAGCCAGCACGCCGCUCUUCACCGUGGUCACCCUGCCUCUGGCUGUCCUGUACCUCACGGUGCAGCGCUUCUAUGUGGCUACGUCACGGCACCUGAAGAGGCUGGACUCCGUCAGCCGCUCGCCCAUAUACUCCCACUUUUCAGAGACGGUGACUGGCACCAGCGUCGUUCGGGCCUAUGGCUGCAGCCAGGACUUCAAGGCCAUCAGUGAUGCUAAGGCGGACACCAACAUGAGGAGCUCCUACCCCUACGUUGCCUCCAACAGGUGGCGGGUCCACGUGGAGUCCGUGGGGAACUGUGUUGUGUUCUUUGCUGCACUCUCUGCUGUGAUUGGCAGAAACAGCCCGAGUCCGGGGCUGGUGGGCCUUUCUGUGUCCUACGCCCUACAGAUAACAAUUAGUCUGACGUGGAUGAUCCAAAUGAUAUCAGACUUGGAGUCUGAUAUCGUGGCCGUGGAGAGAGUCAAGGAGUACUCCAAGACAGAGAUUGAGGCCCCCUGGGUGGUGGAGGGCGGCUGUCCUCCCGCGGGCUGGUCCCUGCGGGGCGAAGUGGAGUUCUGGAACUUCUCUGUGCGCUACCGGCCGGGCCUGGAGCUGGUGCUGAGGAGCCUGAGUCUGUGCGUGCACAGUGGUGAGAAGGCGGGGAUCGUGGGCCGCACCGGGGCCGGCAAAUCGUCCAUGACCCUCUGCCUGUUCCGCAUCCUGGAGGCCACGGAAGGUGAAAUCCGCAUCGACGGCCUCAACGUGGCAGAUAUGGGACUCCACGACCUGCGUCCUCAGCUGACCGUCAUCCCCCAGGACCCCUUCCUGUUCUCCGCGUCCCUACGUAUGAACCUGGACCCCUUUGGGUAUUACUCAGAGGCAGAUCUAUGGCGAGCCUUGGAGCUUUCCCACCUGCACACCUUUGUGGGCUCGCAGCCGGAGGGCCUGGACUUCCAGUGCUCCGAGGGAGGGGAGAAUCUCAGCGUGGGCCAGCGCCAGCUCGUGUGCCUGGCCCGAGCCGGGCUCCACAGGAGCCACAUCCUGGUUUUAGACGAGGCCACGGCUGCCAUGGACCUGGAGACUGACGACCUCAUCCGGGCUACCGUCCGCACCCAGUUUGAGAACUGCACGGUGCUGACCAUUCCACACUGGCUCGACACCAUCAUAGACUGCACCAGGGUCCUUGUCCUGGACAGAGGGACAGUAGCUGAAUUCGAUUCUCCAGCCAACGUCAUCGCAGCCAGAGGCAUCUUCUACGGGAUGGCCAGAGACGCUGGACUUGUCUAAAACAUAUUCCUGGGACUUGCUCCUGGCCAUUGCUGGCUUUCAUCAGGAGAGAAAAAGACACCAAGCACGUCUGCAGGAUGGACUUGAUGGCAAACACUGGAGGCAUUUGCUAGAUUCUUGCCCUGCAAAGUGCCUCACAGAAUAAUUGUGCUAAAUGCUUUAGAUGAGGAAGUGGGGCCCAAGAGGUGAACUCCGGGCCCGAGGCCACAGCUAGUUUGAGGCAGAGCCCAGACUGGUGCCCGGGGUCUCCUGAUUCCCAACCUAGUGUUCUUGCCACGCUGUGCUGUUUUCAGUCAUUUCAUGGAAUGACCUCUCCACUCUGUCUGAUUUUUUUGUAUUUUCUACUCAGAAGGAUUUUUUUUUUUUUUUUUAAAGUAAAGCUUUUUCCUCCUGGAACAGCAGACUGCCGGGUCAGGGUGUCCUUAGGAACUGAGUCCUGUACUCUGGGGUGCUGGCCUGAAUCCAUUAAAAAUGGAGCACUGAUGAAAUAAAGCGACAUGGUCAACAAUACGUAUA